AUGGACAAUUUGGCCGUAGAAUACUUCCAUUGGUCCGGUCAUGUGAAAGAGAUCUUAAUGCGGGGCAAUGUCAGAGCUAUCAAGGAUUUAGACAUGAAUUCGAUUGAUCCUCAAGCGAACAAGGCUAUAUUUUGCAUUUGCGAAACUUUAACUGGUACAAACAUGGAUAAAGUUAGACAAAUUGUUGAAUCGCAUAAUUUCAAUCGAAUCCUAGUAUAUUGUUCUGUACCGGAGUAUUUGUAUAAUGAGUCUGGUGAAGAUGAAGGCAUUUUUGCUUUCCUAGCUGAAGAAUUAGAAAGGCGGAUGGGCAAACCGAUGGCUAUGGCUGAGAUUAUUUUCUUGCCAAUGUUUCAUACAUACAUCUUUUCCGACUUCUUUAUAACACCUACAUUCAGUACAUUUUUCCCCUUGCUACCAACAGAUGCGAAACGAUUAAAUGAAUUCUAUAAUAGUCAGGGAGAUAAAAGGAAUAUCCAAAGUCUCUCUGAUAUUACUUUAACACUAUUGCCUCCUCCAUUACAGGAAAGAAUCAAGGUAUUUGCUGCACUUUUGGAUGGAAUGUUUGAUGAAAUGUCUAUAGCGGAAGAUUGCUACUGUGUCGGAGCUACUAGUCGCUUUGUUGCUACUGAGCUUGCUAAUUUACAAAGUCAAAGAAGCAAAAAAAAAAUUGCAAAACAAAAAGCAUCAAUUAUAUUAGUUGAUAGAACACUCGACGUUGCUACUAGCGUUAACCAUACAUGCGAGACGCUCGGUAAUAAAAUUUUUGGUCUUCUACCAACACUUCCUGGUCAUCAUAGUGACGUAGCAGUCGAAAUGAGCUGCUUAUGUGCUCAUGAUAGCUUUAAUGCUGUACCUGGAUGUUUAGCUCAUGUAGAUAGUCCAAUUGGAAAAACGCUUUUGCAAUCAUUUUUAACAAAACGUAGUAAAGAGUCCAUAAUGGAAGUCUCUCGCGCAUUAGUCAGCGCCAUUAGUGAUGAAAGAUUACCAUUAGAAAUUUCACCAAAAGCUGGGCAAAUUACAUCGGAAAAGUUACUGAAUCUUGUAAAACUAUUUAAGGAUAACUCAGUAGCAUAUUCUAAAUAUGCCGAUUUGCUUCAAUAUGCAAUUGCGGUUACAAAUGCGACUUCAAUAGAAAAAAAUAAAUCGUGGGAGAAAUUACUUGGAAUAGAAAAGAUGCUAGCUUUACGCCUGUCCGAUACCUCAGAUAGAUCGGAAGCAAUGUCUAUUUUAAAAGAUUUAGUUGAAUUAAAUGUGAAGAAGUUGAAGAGAGGCAUAUCGGUUGAGGAUAUCCUGCUAUUAAUUCUGUUCUCUUGCUCACUUGUCGGCGAAGAAUUUUGUUUGAAAUAUUCCGAACUGGAGUCUUUAGUUUUCAAAGUGGCUUUCGCAGACGAAAAUCCCCAUGAAAGUAUACAAUUAUUUGGAGAAGAUGUAUCAAUUGAAAGCUUUAAGAGUUAUAUGAAGACUUUUCACAAUAAUGUUCUAGGCCUAAGUGAAGCACGCAGCCAAUUGAGGCAGUUUAGAGACCUUCUAAAAGUUGGUGGCCAACAGAACUUAAACUAUCAGUCAAUAAAUAAGCAGAUAUUAAAUGCUAUAUUCGAUCCAAAGAAGGUUGAAUUGAUCGAUGUUGAAAAUAAGUCAUCCGGACUACGAGAUUUUAUCAAAAGUGGUUUUAGUUUAUUCAUGAACGUAAGCAAGCCUAGGCCAAAUGAUCAUCCCUUAUUGUUCUUAUUUGUCAUUGGUGGAAUAACAUGUGAUGAAUUAAAAAGUCUUAAUGAGCUGGUGACUUCUCAGUAUCCGAAUAUAAAGGUUAUCAUUGGUAGCACCAGAUUAUUGAAACCGGACGAUAUUUGCAUUCAAAUUUUAAAGGAAGAUAAUCUCUUUAUAUGA
Trichoplax adhaerens is the source of this 1887-nucleotide messenger RNA. RefSeq lists its product as uncharacterized. Gene Ontology annotation, biological process: vesicle-mediated transport; intracellular protein transport. The coding region runs from base 1 to 1887 and encodes 628 amino acids. The transcript has 17 exons. The record is from RefSeq and is a predicted model, not a curated record. Lineage: Eukaryota; Metazoa; Placozoa; Uniplacotomia; Trichoplacea; Trichoplacidae.